CUCGGGCACAGAGCGAAAGUCAUGGCCGCGUCCUCCUCUCCCCCGAUGCGAGGCGGCAGCAGUGCAGGGACCAGCAGCGGCGCAGCAGCAGCAGCACCAGGCGGACGCUGCAGCAGCGAGCAGCGCUUGGGAGGGCGGCCCACCAAUGAGGGGAGGAAGAGAGCGGCGCGCCGCGACCUGGCCAAGGAGCGCGCGCGUUCCUGCCGCCGGUCUCUGGUGAGGAGAGACUCGCCAGCCGCCGUCGCCAUGAGAAGCGGGCUCGCGACGCUGCUCGCCGUCGCCUCGCUGCACACGUGGAGCGCCACGCUGGCGCUCAGGGUCCUGGACCACAGACUCUUCGGCGCUACUCGCACCAUAAAGCUCAAGCCGUGCCAAAACAGGGUGACCAGCCAAGAAGGCACCUGCAUGUUUGCCUGGGACUGUUUCAGCGCGGGUGGUACCCACCUCACAUACUGCACAGACUCUUUUUACACGGGUAGCUGUUGCAAACUGCCGCCCGGGGUCGUCGUGCAGCAACACGACAUGCCUUCGGAACCUGCCAACAGCAUUGAUUCGGUGCCAUACGAGGGUGACGAUGACUACAAGAAGAGAACGAAACGCCCUCCGACGAGCACGCCCAAAACGACGUUGCAUAUGUCGUCCAAGACAACGCAGCCAGUUACCUUCGCGGUGACAACGCUGAGCCAUACACCAUUGCCAACCACUACGGGGGCUACACCUUUUGUAGGUCUCUCGACGUUUACGCCAGGCCUAAUCACGUGGAGGCCUCACGAGACUACUUUGCCGUUUCUUCCCGACGAACCGCCAUCAACAGUGCCAAAUGAUUACGAGUCAAGUGCCAGCGUACCGGACACGACAACAUUUCCGACCACGACUGCUAAGAAACAGACCACGCGAGUGCCUGUUCCGACCACGCGAGCGCCUGUUCCGACCACGCGAGCGCCUGUUCCGACCACGCGAGCGCCUGUUCCGACCACGCGAGCGCCUGUUCCGACUACGCGAGCUCCUGUUCCGACCACGCGAGCUCCUGUUCCGACCACGCGAGCUCCUGUUCCGACCACGCGAGCUCCUGUUCCGACCACGCGAGCGCCUGUUCCGACCACGCGAGCGCCUGUUCCGACCACGCGAGCGCCUGUCACGACCACACGGAUACCAAUCGUGGCGAGCACAUUCCUCACUCCUGAAGAAACAACGGGAGCGAAAACUUCAGAGUCUGCUCCCCAGACGACAACGAAGGUCACAACGGAGCAACCAGUCGAAACGAGCAGCAAGCCAACGGAAACGGUCGCGUACGGUACAACGUCCCAGGAUUACACGAAGUCUACGGAGGCGCCCACGACUUCCACACAAACUCCAGCCGACGACACCACAACAACACAGGCCACUACGCAGAGGCCAUCCACUACGUCAGUUCAGAGUCACACGUGGAUCGUCAACGAACGAGAAACCACGAUGGCUAUUCCGCAGUCUGUUCCGACGGAGCAGACGUGGGUGGUAGUCGACGAGGCCGAUGCCAGUGGUCAGCAGACAACCACACCGACGCAAAGUGAAACCGCCAGCCAGACCACUUCCACCUCGUCGAUGGCAGACUGGUCCACGGUGACCGACAUGGUUACCUCGAUAUCGUGGGUCGACAUGACGGAGCUAUCUACGACGCAGAAGCCGCCGCCAGAUGUACCCGACACAACGCCGCUACCGUCGGAACCUCCUCCUCCGCGUAAACCAGUUCCUCCUACCGCGUCUACCACCGUAGCGACGACUUUGAGUGCCGCCACUGGCACUGAUAUCGCGGCGACAGAUUUCGUCACUGUCAGCCCAGACUCAUCGGAGGCGCCCUCACUCGAACUGGUAAGCGCUACGGCUCCUGCGACGUCCACCAAAGAAGAAGUUAUUACGCAAGCGCAGACAACCACUCAACGGCUGACGUCAACUGCGCGACCGACUACCUCCCAGCCCGCCACUCCUACGCCAGAGGUAGCCACGACGACUACCACGCGGCCAAGGCCCAUACUUACGACUCUCGCGCUCACCACACGCCGCACUCCGACAACCACUGCACAAGAGACGACAGUCCCGACCACGACAACAGCUCGUACGACGUGGAAGUACACGACGGUGCCGACCUACACCGUCUCGGAAGAGCGCAAGACCACGACACAAGCGCCGACGACGAAGAGGGCAACCACGCCUCCAACGACUGUUCAGUCGACACUUCCAAAAGCAACGACCACGACAACUGUGCCGACGACUACGGUGACAACGGGGCCGACGACCAUUUCUCCUGACAAGGACAUUCGGAAAAUAUGCGGCCGGCCGAGGACAGUACCAAGCGCGAGGAUUGUGGGCGGCGAACAGACAAAAUUUGCUCAGUGGCCUUGGAUGAUAUCCCUGCGGCAGUUCAAACGAAACAACUUCCUGCACAAGUGCGGAGCGGCGCUACUCAACGAAUAUUGGGCCAUCAGCGCGGCCCACUGUGUCCACAACGUGUCACCCACUGACAUCCUUCUCCGACUGGGCGAGUACGACCUGAAGAGUGAGCGUGAGCCGCUGUCGCACGUGGAACGGCGCGUGCAGAUCGUGGCCACGCACCCACGCUUCGAUGCCAGCACCUUCGAGUACGACCUGGCCCUGCUGCGCCUCUACGAGCCCGUGCCCUUCCAGGACAACGUGAUGCCCGUCUGCGUACCCGACACCAACGACACCUUCGUUGGUCGCAGUGCCGUUGUCACCGGAUGGGGACGUCUGUACGAAGAUGGACCCCUUCCGAACGUCAUGCAGAAAGUCAGCGUGCCCAUUAUUACCAACAAAGAGUGUGAGAUCAUGUACCGUAAGGCCGGUUUCAUCGAGGACAUCCCCAACAUCUUCAUCUGUGCCGGCCUUGCCAAAGGUGGCAAGGACUCCUGUGAGGGCGACUCUGGUGGGCCACUGGUGUUGAAAGAUCCGACAACGGGGCAGUGGUCACUCAUUGGUAUCAUCUCGUGGGGCAUCGGCUGCGCCUUGCCAAACCAGCCCGGCGUGUACACGAGGAUCACGCAUUUUGCCGACUGGAUUCGGCAGAUAAUCGUCUUCUGAUGUCCAAUGGGAUUCUUAGGCGGCUAUUCUACUUCACAAGGGCUAAUGACAUUACAGCGGCGCCGCUGCACAUCUCGGCCGGUCCGGAAGCUUACCUGCCUGGUCAUUAGCUUGGCAGCAGCACUAUCGUCGCAGGAAAAAACGCCCAGGAAGAGGGAAGGGGGGAGGGAGGGAGGGAAAGGUGCUUCUUCGCAAUGUGCUCAUUCUAUGGUGGUAGGGUGACCACAUUUCGCUUCAACUGCAAGGAACUGUUGCCUUUUCUGGUGUUUUCCCGUAUGGCUCAAUGUCCGCACACUUCUUCACACUCUACGUAACCGCAUUUAAGGUUCAGCUGACGUCACGCACAGACUGUUAUAACGUUGGGGUAGCGUGUAGUGGCGCUUGUGGGACGUGACGCAUAGGGGGCUCACAAAGAAGCGACCACAUUGUGCAAUCUCAAAACUAAAUACUUACGAAAUGGUUCUAUAUAUCCAAAUUAAAACAGCUAGUGUGCGUGUGUGUAAAUAUACAUACAUCAUUAUAACAUUUUCUUGUAAUGCACGACGCUCUUCCGGCAAGGCCCAGAAGCGUCGAAAAAUGCCGUUUUAAGCUAGCACGAAUCAAAAUUUAUUGCUUUUAUUUCUCCUCAUUUCCCAUAAAAGCAUAAUUUAUUUCAUUAUUUAUUUCUAGUGCCAUUGCUCCAAUGAGUUUGUAAUGCGUCACUUUUAAACUAUUACAAAGGGUCAUUCCGUGAGCACCUUUGUUGUUUGUUGUAUCGAUACUGCUGUAUUGAUUGCUCUAAGCUGUUAGGACCACCACUGUAUUGCAAAUGUCACCAAGGUGGACGACGCAAAUGCUGCAUCGAGGACUGGCAGAAAGAUUAGCGGACCCAGUGUUUCCAUGACAUGCCUUUUCUUUGAUCAGAUGGCUUGUUCCACCUAAUGAGAACAACAUAUUGUAUGCAUUUUUUUUCAUUUAUCUGUUCAUGUUACUUCCUGUUCUCUUUUAAUGAAUUGACGCUCUUUCCCUCACAGCUCGAGGUAAGAGAGUAUGCUGUGAAGCAAUCUACAACCUGUGAUAGUCAAAAGUGCCUUUAACUACCUUUAUAGCAAAAUAAAACUAUUCAAGCUAAAGAAAGAGCAUUUCGAUAUGUAGCAUGCACAAUACCGCGCUUGUCAGCAGUACAGAGAGCGCGAUGCCAAAAUUUGCAUACGCCGGGCGGGGUAAUAGAACAAUUAUAGUAACCUUUCGGUGAUAGCGUGAAACCUUACUUUGUUUGGUUUCCUUGAUGUUAUAUAACGAUGAGAGGAACAGCUGGACCUCACUUAUGUAGGAAAACACGCGUACUUUGAGAAAUUGAGCAUCGAAGGCUACUCACUUGUCUUAGCAAAGUUAGUGACUAUGCACAAAGCGCAAGGUAUAUAUGGCAAUAAUUCAGUAGCGUACCCAGUUUUCUGAAGAGAUUUUACUCAGGCGUGCCUACGUGUUACCAGCGUAAUUACACUCGUAAGCUCUUGACAUCUCGUGAUGCUUAUAUUCUUGAGCAGUGCAUAUAAAUGGACGUAAGGCGUAAUCAAUGAGCUGAUUAAUCUCCGUGAAGAAAGUUUCUCUGCUUUUUUGUCGCCGAAAAAAAGAAUGUUUGAUGACAAUAGAGAGCAUGGCACAUCUUGAAGAACCCCACUUCAGGAAAUUUCAGUCACUAGCAACAGUUCUGGCACUGCCUAUGUCCAUGGCACAGCGGUUACAAUGGGACAUAUACGUGUACGCUAGGUCAUCGUUUUCAGGUUCUGGAUUUGCUUAAAUGCAGCGACUACAACCAUUACAAAUGAAUAGAUGUAGCGUCUCCACCUACAAAUUACAAACUAAAGCUCAAUGAUAGUCAUCUGUAUUCCAACCGUUCCAAAGUUCUCUAAUCCGGCACUGCGAAAUCCUGCUAUUUGCUCGAUGACAUCACUGUCCAGAUCUGCUCCGUGUAGUAACUAGCUAUAUUUAAAAAGUUAUAAUUGCCCUAUUCGCAUCAUCCUGCGUUGAGAGUGUAAAGUGACUUAUGCCCAGCCAGGUUGCAUGGCGUUGACAUUGAUGACGCCACAUGCGAAACCACAUUUCAAGGUACGACCAGCUGUGGCGUGCAAUGACAGAUUCUGUCGAGUAUUCGAAGAAGGUGUUUCACGAAAUAUACGCCAUUCAAUGUUCUUGACAAAGUCUUCCUCGGGUAAGCGAUUCCAUCCAAGUCGCCCAAAGUUCAUUUCAAAUAUAAUGAACCUAAAUGCCCGAUGAUGUUUUCACGUAGAAGACUAUUUUACAAAGUGUACGUAGUUAUUUAUUAAACUCAUUCAUCGUCGA
This is a messenger RNA of Dermacentor albipictus, 5394 nucleotides long. Its product is annotated as serine proteinase stubble-like. The record is from RefSeq and is a predicted model, not a curated record. Gene Ontology annotation, molecular function: serine-type endopeptidase activity. Gene Ontology annotation, biological process: proteolysis. Lineage: Eukaryota; Metazoa; Arthropoda; Arachnida; Ixodida; Ixodidae.